Molecule: messenger RNA, 2634 nt
Organism: Rotaria sordida
Lineage: Eukaryota; Metazoa; Rotifera; Eurotatoria; Philodinida; Philodinidae
Source: the annotation of a GenBank genome assembly
AUGUGUGACACAGACAAUAAUUCACUAACUAUAGCUCCAGCUCCAAUCGAUUGGUUAUGUCAUUUUUGUGCUUCUUUCAACCAAUUCACCGAGAAACAAUGUAAACUUUGCGGAAGUACAUUGACUCUUUCGUCUUCGAACAAGACAAAUCACGAAACAACAAAUGCAACCAGAAUAAAAACACAAUUGCAGAGAUCAAACUCUAUUACGGUUCUUUCACUCACAGCAUAUGAACAGCAACACAACGAUGAAGCUGAUGCAGAACGUCGAUUCACUGAUAUUCUUCAAUAUUGUCAGGAGAAUGGUAUAAAUUUUGUCGAUGAUCAAUUCUCACCAUCAUCCAGAUCAAUAGGCAGUGAAGAUAUGUCUGUCGUACAGUGGCUUCGCAUUCAAGAUAUUGCCGAUGAAGAAAAGAAGAAAAAAGGAUUAUGGACAGUCAUGCUCGAUCCACAAUCGGACGACAUCGAACAAGGUCAUUUAGGAGAUUGUUGGCUGAUGGCUGCAUUGGCACUGGUCACUGAGAGACCACAGAUGCUGUCACACAUACUUCUGACGCCCAUAGUUAAUCAACAAGGUAUUUAUUUAGUCCGUAUUUGUCACAAUGGAUUAUGGAAAACAGUGUUACUUGAUGAUUAUUUUCCGUGUACAGCAAGAAAACAUCUUGCCUUCACGAAGGCUAGGCGACAACAAUUAUUUGCCCCACUGAUUGAGAAGGCGUGUGCUAAAGUACAUGGAUCGUAUAGUAACUUGUGUAGAGGUUCCAUGAGAGAAGGUUUACAACUGCUUACUGGUGCUCCUUCUGAUCAAAUCACCCUAGAUCAACUAAAUGAUGAAGAUAACGAUAAUCGAGAUAUCCUGUGGACAAAACUCGUCUCAGCAUGCGAAGCUAAUCUAUUGAUUGGUGCCUCGACAGGUCGCAAGGAUGUUUCCAAAGCUGACUACGACAGAGUUCAUCUUAAUAGACAUCAUGUGUACUCUGUUCGAAUGACUCAUGCCAUCUCAUCCAACGAACGAUUUAUCCUAUUGAGAAAUCCACAUGCUCGAUCGAAUUAUACAGACGAUAACAUAACGACUCAAGUAUUUCAACGUCUUCAAAAUGUGAAUAGAGUUGAUCCAUCGGCUGGUUCCUUCUGGAUGUCAUGGAGAGCAUUUCGACGAUUUUUUGCUGAUUUGACCAUCUGUUCUUAUCGGGAUAAUUUAUUCGAUGUCAGACUGGAGGGCCAAUUCACUCCACAUGCAGCACAUUCAGUACAAGCAUACUACUUCUAUUUAGACAGAUCUUCGACGAUAACAGUUGGUCUAUUUCACCAACGUUCCGAUCGAAAACGCGUUUAUGCUAAUCAUACCCAAUCAUUUGUACUUUGCAAUAUUGUUGAAAACAGUCGUAUCGGUGAUCAAUACGCCAUAUUGUGUAGUCGCCGCAAACAGCACACUCAUUGGACAGCACGUCUUGUUGCAACAAGUCGAAUAACAAUUAGUUCUUCGAAAAUUAUAACUAAUUAUCAUCGUAAUUUUCUUCGAAAUUUCUCAUCACAAUCCAAUGAUAAUAUUCAUCAAUCUAAAAUUCCUUUAGCUAAUAUAAAUAAAGGAGAAGAAUCUAAACGAAUGGGAAUUCAAUUUACGUGUAAAGUAUGUGAUCAUAGAUUACAAAAAACUUUUACUCGUCAAUCGUAUGAACAAGGAGUUGUUAUUAUUCGAUGUGAUUCAUGUUCAAGUCUUCAUUUAAUUGCCGAUAAUCUAGGUUGGUUUAAAGAUUUAACACAAAAUGGAAAAUUCAAAAAUAUUGCCCAAAUGCUUCAAGCAAAAGGUGAAACAAUACAUCGUGUAACUGUUACUCCAACUACUGAUGAAUCAAUAUUAAACGAAGAAAAAAUGACAGACAAAACAAAAACUGUAGCAAAAAUGAAUUCAAAUUUAAUUAAAGAAUUUAAUCGUUAUAGAGAAGAAAAUACUGAAUUAAUGAAUAGAUUUAAUGAACUUCAUAAACAAAUAAAAAAACAAAGAAUAAAUUCAUACGAAGAUCUUCAACAAGUUAAUCAACAUGCAGCUCAAACUAUUGUAAAACUUGCAUCAAAUACUAAACCAUUUCGAUUAGGUGGACGUGCUUUUGGUUUUUAUGGUUUAACAUCAACAGGAAAAAGUACAAUAAUUAAUAAAUUACUUGGAUAUGAUUUAUCUGACAAAGAUGCUGGUAAAACAACAAAAGAAAUUCAACGUUAUGAAGGACAAAAUUGUCGUCUAUUUGAUAUUCCUGAUAAAAAUGAUGAUAUGUCUUAUUUUACUAUGGAAUAUAUUGCUUUUUGGAAAGGAUUGACAAAAAUAUUAGUAUUAAUAACAACAACAAUUACAGAAAUGACAAAUGUUUUUCAUCUUCUUGAUGCGCUUAAUCUUCGAUAUGAUAUUGUUAUCAAUAAAUUUGAUUUAGUACCUAUUGAAAAAAGACAAGAGUUUAAAAAAAAAAUAAAUCAACAAAUUUGUGAAUCUGAACUUCAAGGUGUUGAUCAUGUUUGGUAUGUUAGUGCACUUAAUCCAAAUCAAUGUCCUGAUUGGUUGACUUUAGUUAAUUCAUUAACUUAUCGUCCAGAAAAUGUUUUUAAUGAUUAUGAUUCCGUCGAUGAUUUUUUUUAUGAAUAA